Messenger RNA from Exophiala dermatitidis NIH/UT8656, 1104 nucleotides. RefSeq lists its product as uncharacterized. The coding region runs from base 1 to 1104 and encodes 367 amino acids. Gene Ontology annotation, biological process: secondary metabolite biosynthetic process. Lineage: Eukaryota; Fungi; Ascomycota; Eurotiomycetes; Chaetothyriales; Herpotrichiellaceae. The transcript has a single exon. The record is from RefSeq and is a predicted model, not a curated record.
AUGUCGUGUCCGCCUCCUGCAAGAUUUCCAACCAACUCUCCUUCUAAUACUAAUCUUUCAAUCCUCCAGUUCACCCUUCAAGGCACAAACACAUACCUCCUCGGCCGGGGUGAACGCCGCUUACUUAUCGACACCGGCCAAGGCGAACCAGCUUGGGUUGACACCCUACGCACCGUGCUACAAGCCCAAUCGCCACCGGCAACAGUGUCAACCUGUCUGUUGACGCACUGGCACCACGACCACAUUGGCGGGGUCAAAGAUUUAGAGAGUUUAGUUGAGAAUGUCAGAGUCUACAAGAACCAGCCCACUCUCAAUCCAGAUGGACUGAUUGAUCCGGAUCGCGUGAUUGAUAUCACGGACGGACAGCGGUUUAAAGUAUCGUCGCGGGAAGAGUCUAGUGACGAACAGCCAGAUACCGAUGUCGACAUUGACUUUGAAAUUGAAGCAAUCCACACCCCCGGCCACGCCAAAGACCACAUGUCCUUCCUGGUCACAAAAUCAUCUGAUCCGGAAGAAGUGGGCGCCAUUUUCACAGCGGAUAACGUUUUGGGCCAUGGCACCGCGGUGUUUGAAGAUUUGGGCGUCUAUCUCGACAGCUUGGCAUUGAUGAAGAAGCGCGUGUUGGAGCAGAGUUCACGGAGUGGUGAUGAUGAGACUGGUUCUGCUACUAGUCAGAAAAAAGCCUUCCCAGGUCACGGAGCCGUCAUUUCUGAUUCAGUGGCCAAAAUCGACGAAUAUAUUGCCCACCGACGCAUGCGGGAAGAAGAAGCGUUGAACGUGUUAAGGUUCGGCACCACGACGAGACCGGAGUCAAAGAGUUUGCCUCAUGAUUCAAUUACGAGAUAUGGGGAUAGUGAUGAUGAACAAGACGGAGAAGCUGGAGGUGGAAAUGGAAGUGUAACGUUGGGUGCCAAAGAACUCACUCCUGGUAAGGAAUGGACGAGUAUGGAUAUGGUUCGGGUCAUCUACAGGCAUUAUCCAGAGAAUCUGUACCUGCCAGCGGAAUAUGGGUUGGUCAUGGUGUUGGAGAAGUUGGCGAAGGAUGGAAAGGUGGUCAAGACACCGGAGGGGAAGUGGAGGGCUAGUGAGAAGGCUGCGCUGUAG